Molecule: messenger RNA, 1290 nt
Organism: Hydra vulgaris (swiftwater hydra)
Lineage: Eukaryota; Metazoa; Cnidaria; Hydrozoa; Anthoathecata; Hydridae
Source: RefSeq, a predicted model, not a curated record
GUUAGCACUAGUGAUUUCACUGGGGAUUCGGUACAUAGUGUAUGUUUUGACACUACAUCUUCAAAUACAGGCUGGAUGCAGGGUGCCUGUGUAUUGCUAGAAAAAUGGCAGGGCAGACCAUUACUAUGGUUUGCCUGCAGACAUCACAUAUAUGAGCUUCAUAUUAAGCAUGUAGCACUUGCAGUUUCUGGAAAUAUGUCUGAUGGACCAGUUGAUAAUCUUUUCAAAAAAAUUCAAAAUUUCUGGGAAACUAUUAAGCCUGACAUAAAUUUAAACAAUCUUAACAGGUUUGAAUGGAGCAAGAGAAAAGGAACAUUUUUAGAAGAACAGGCUCUAAAAACCAAAAUAUAUCUUGAAUACGCCUUGUUUACAGAAAAGUUUCCUCGUGGUGACUAUAAGCAUUUAGCAGAACUUGUUUUGGUUUGGCUAGGCAGUGAUAAGCUUGGAAAUUUUAAGUUUCGUAAACCUAUAGCUUUUCAUCAUGCAAGAUUUCUUUCAAAAGCUAUCUACUACAUGACAAUAGAACGGCUUACAUUUCAUUUGCAACAAUUUGAUAUAAUUAGGGAAGAAGAAAUAGCAACAGUCCCUCAAAUUGCUGAGUUUAUUGGGCUUUUUCAUGCAAGAUGGUUUCUGAAAGCACCAUUGGCAGUUUCUUCUCCUUCUUUAGACUUAUGUGCAAUCAGGGAUAUGACCAAGUAUGGAUCAUUUAAGAAAACUGUGUCAACUACUGCUAUUAAAAGUAUUAAAAAUCACUUAUGGUUUCUUACAGAACGAAAUGUUGUGUUUGCUCUUUGCGACGAAACACUUGACAAUAACAUUAGAGAAAAAAUUGCCAAAAAGCUAUUUUUAUAUCCUAGACCUUCAAAUUUAACAUUGGGAAAACCACUUUUUCCAAAUAUUGACAUAAAAAAAAUUCCAGAGUUAUGGCAACUGGUUGGACCUCAAAGUUGGAUUCUCAUUCAGCAGCUAAAUUUAUCUGUAAUAGAAACAGAAUGGAUGCAAGUUAGCUCCAAAGAUUGGAAUAAUUUCUCAGGAUAUAGAGUUCUGAAAACAUUCGUAGAAAAAUUAACAGUAGUAAAUGAUUGUGCUGAGAGAGGAGUAAAGCUCAUCCAAGACUUUACACACAUUUGCCAGGAUGAGAAGUUAAAGCAAUCUUUGAUGAUUUCAAUUUCAAAUCACAGACAAAAGUUUUCAGUCAAUUCCAAAAAGAAUUUGUCUGAAAUUCUUUAACAUGCAAUUGUUACAUGAAAUUGUUUAUAUGAUUAUUAAAUAUCAAAAUAUAUAUCAAAA